GCCAUAGGUGUAUUCCAGACACUUUACGAUAUAUUCAGCUGACAUAUAUCUUUAACUACAACAAAAAUCUGUUAUAUCAGAAAUUUUAAGUAGUUAAACAGAUAUCCAUUAACCUAAAAGCCAAGAAGAGGAAUACUAUUUACAUAAUUAACUAGCAGCUCUUAAAAUUGUCAAAAAAGAGCUGAAGUGAGACUGAGGUUUGUGCAACCUCUUGUGGUUGUCUGGAAGAGGAACUGUGAAGCAACACGUCUCAUAAGCCAGGAUUAUCUUCUGUCAGUCUGAGCAUUAGAUCUACUUCUGUAUCAGUGUCUGAAUUACCAGAGAAAGUGGAGAAGAUGUCUUUCAUUACUGAUAUACAAUUAAUGAUGCACGGUUUUGGGGAUUGUCGUCGGCCACUGUCUGAAACUGCGGCAGUUAUAGAGUCCAUAGUUCAUCAGCAGAUGACACUCUUCUUGCAUAUGGCAACAGAUGUAGCUGAGCAAAGAGGUACAAGAAUUGUUGGUCCAGAAGACAUCCUGUUUGUGAUGCGUAAAGAUCCAAUAAAGCUACAGCGUCUUGUCCAUUAUAUGGGAGUUCGUGACUUGUAUCAGAGAACUCGUACAAGCACAUCAGGAUCAUCAACGGGUGAUAUUCAAGAUCUAAAUUUUGAAACAGGUGGGGAAGUGUCUCGUAAGAAGCUAUGUAUAAGUUUUUUGCAAACAAUUGAUCAAACCGGACAGUACGAACCCUUAUACUCGUCAUCGCUGUAUGAUCCAGUAAAAGCUGAAAGGGCCAUACGUUUGGACAACAUGACUCAGGGCAUGUCAUGCCAGAGAUACAAGGAGUAUUGCGAGGCACGGAAAGCUUCCUUUUGUCCUCGUUUGCGAGUGAACAAGUUCAGAGAAUGGCUUCUUGGAGACGAAAGCACAGAAAUUAAAUUAACUCAGCUAGUAUUGGAGAUGCUUAACCGGCUAGCUUAUGAAACUGUUGCUCAGAUAGUGGAUCUCGCUUUAUUAGUCAAGAGAGAUGGUACACUGCACAAUUCCGACCUCUCUCGCUUCCGGACACCUAUUGCUUUCAAUCCAGAUUAUCCUUGUGUGUUUAUACAUCAGAGUGGCUCACUACAAGAGAUUGGAUCUGGAGAUGAUCAUGGCAUAGGAAUGGAUCCCAUAACUCCAGCUGAGGUGCGAGAAGCUGUUAGACGUUAUUGGGCCAAUAACUCGCCUCUUGCACCUUUGUCUAAAGUUAGAGCAAUAGACUGGAAGGCCUACGAGACAAGAACGGAGGAUAUUUGGACAAGGUUUGUAAACCUCAUUCUGGAGGCAUUCACGUAGCAACACGUCAAGCAGGCCACAAGAAUGAGGGAAGGGGUUGAUUGUCAGUACUGGAUCUAAUGUUCACCAAGAAAGAAGAGAUAUUUGACACCUAGUACCUUCCUUGGUUAAGAGUGAUCAUGCCCUGUUGGAAAUUAAAUAGGCUUUGUGAUGUAAUCUGGAAGAAAAUUAGAACAUUGAAAUGGUUGAUAAGCUCUAUUUCAAGAAAGGACACUGGGUAACUUGGCAAAUUCUUUAAUGAAUACAAAUUAACAAACCUGUUGCUAGGCAAGGAAGUAUAUGGUAUGCCAAAUGUUGGAGGAAAUGUAUGUUUAUCUCUCAAAAUGUUUGGUAAUAUGUUUAUUGUUUGUGAUGUGUGUAUAUGUAUGUAUUAACACGAUGUACUGAACGGGGUGAGAAUAGCGUGAGCUACCUCAUCCCUUUGUGUGUAUUUUACCUCAAUAGACUUCAUUUCAAUUCCUCUCUCUCGCUUGCACACACACCCCAGUAUAUAUAUAUAUAAAAUGCAGCAUUAUGAAGAAUGCAAUCUUCAAGACACUGCCGAAGCAUAUCAUGGUAAACAAUACCUGUUACAGAUGCUUCUUGAAAGAAGACUGGGCCAUAAAUUGAUUUUUUUUUUUCAUUAACACAUUAAACAUGGUAAUCAAUAUACACCUUAAAAAAAUAAUUGUCCAAUUCCAUAGUAAUAGAUUUCUGGGACUAUGUAUGUAUACACACAGCUUUCAUUGUCACUUGCCAAUUAAAGGGGACCUAUAAUAAUCUUAAUAAAUUUACCAUAUGACUUGAAAUAAAAUGUGCCAAAUUAUUUUGCAAUAUUUAUCCAAUUAUAAAUCCACAAAUAUAACAUAUACAGUACAUAUAAUAAAUUCUGUUCACCUUUCAAUUGCACAAACUAAACAUACAAUAAUGCAAUGGCAUAUACAACAUUAUCUCAAUUCACCCAUUUAUCUAGAGAUGUGAAAAAAUCAGUGUCCACCAGUAAAGUUUUAAAAAAUAUACUUUAUCAAUUUGCAUUUCUCCACACUAGCCUCCAAGUAUGUAAUUAUCCACAAGCCUCCAAAUAAGCUGCAUUGAUAAAUUCAAACUUCUGUACAGGGUUUGGAUGAGAACAUGCUUCAUACUAAUGUUGUAAAAGGCAGCAAAAGAAGCUCCCUUCUCCCAAUCAAUAAAUAACCAAAAAAAUAUUGAUUUACUGUAUUUUAAAAGUACUAUGUAUACUCUGGCAGGGGCCAAGUCUGUCUCACUGUUUCUGAUGUGUCUUAAUGCUCUGAAUUUAGAUCAAGUAAAUAGGAGGAAAAUUAUUGUGAAACAAUUUUUUGACUCCCUCCUGGAAAUAGACACUACAAUAACCAAAAUAUCCACAUAUAACACCAAAUAAAAUUAGGCCUUUACAAAAUA
Molecule: messenger RNA, 2711 nt
Organism: Procambarus clarkii (red swamp crayfish)
Lineage: Eukaryota; Metazoa; Arthropoda; Malacostraca; Decapoda; Cambaridae
Product: transcription initiation protein SPT3 homolog
Biological process (GO): transcription by RNA polymerase II
Molecular function (GO): transcription coactivator activity; protein heterodimerization activity
Source: RefSeq, a predicted model, not a curated record